AUGUCAGCAACAGCUUCAACUCAUACGGUAGUGCUAUUAUAAUUCACAGAGGAUGAAAAUUCAAGAACCUAUUUGGACUUUGAUUCUAUUAAUGAUGCUUUAGAUGGUAUUUGCCAAAUCUAUGAACAAAAAUUGAAAGUCGUAAAUCAAGAUGCUUAAGCAAUAACCUAUGAUUUAUGUGAUCUAAUCAAUUAUCUAGAUUCAAUCAGAGAUCUUAGUUGCCUAACGUACAAUGAUAUUUAGAAAACUUAUAUACCUCAUGGCAGAGAUUGGGUCAAGUCAAAGAUAUACAUGUCUCUUAAGAAGCAGGCUAAGUGA
Stylonychia lemnae is the source of this 318-nucleotide messenger RNA. The record is from the annotation of a GenBank genome assembly. NCBI's taxonomy places the organism in Eukaryota, Ciliophora, Spirotrichea, Sporadotrichida, Oxytrichidae.